GGGCGGCUCUUCAGCCAUGGCGGAAGCGAACGUCAAGUCGUCCGAGCAGGAGGCGGCGCCGAGCAUGAAAAUGAAGAUAAUGCUGCUGACAGUGAUGGCAAUCAUGUUUGCAGCCAUCGCCGUCCGCGAAAGGGGAUACGUGACGGUGGAGGAGCUCAUUGAACUUGCUGGAUCCAAGGAUGCCAUGGUGAAGACUGGACUGGUGCAAAGUGGGGCAGGUUUGCAGUUCGUCACUCCCUCCUGGGACGUUUCGAGCUCUUCGAAGGACGCAAGACUAGCUGAUCAGAUCGCUAAAUGGUCAGGUUCGAAGACCAAAUUCAAGCCAGCGUCUGGUACGCAGAAGUUGACUCAGGUAGAUGACAAGGCUACUAGCCAGAACAUGCUGAAGAAGGAGUUGAGAUCUGCGGAGAACACCCUCCGCCUCUCUGACUUCUUGAGCGGUGUCCCCACGGCCAAGGUAGCGAAGCAGAUCGAAGCUCUUGACAGCCACAUGGACCCCAAGGAUGUGACAGGAUGGAAGAAGCGCCUCCCUGAUGCAGAGAACAAGAAGCAGGAGGCGAAGAAGGUUGCGAAGAUAAUUGAAUCUCGCAAGAAGAAGCUCGAAAACGAGCUGACGACUACCAAGGGCCUAGAUAGCGAUAGAGCAAAGAAGAUUCGCAACCAGCUGCAGCUGCUCUUGGCGAAGAGGGCUGCCUUGAAGAAGAUGAUCUCGUCUCAGUCGGGUUCGGAUCUUCCUCACAGGAUCUGGACCUCCAAGAACGUGAAGGAUGGCGAUGCUGACGAUGACAUGAUCAGCCGUCUUGCAAGGAAGUCGGACAAGAGCUCGACUUACGCUCGAUGGCUCAAACAUGCGGAGAGUCCUCACAAGCCUAAGCCGAUCAAGCACACACUCCAUCACCAGAACUUUCCCCGGAUUACUGCGGGAGGAUACCUUGAGUGGGGUAAAUCCGAUGCUCACAAGCAUCAGGGGGCCGUCGGAGCGCAUGCUGUAGAGAAGGCCAGGACUCAGUCCCUUGCUAGCACGGAUGCCUCAGACAAGAAAGACACGAAGCAUCACACUGAGAAGAAGCAGGCUGCCUUGAAGAAAGCUUCUGUUGACUACUCCGAUCUCCUCAAGGAUGCCACGGUAGAUCCAGCCACCGACACGUGGCAGAGCAUCCAGCAGCGAGCAGCGUACAAGGUGUCGCGAUGGAUGGGUGGGGGAUACGUCCCGGUGUAUGGCCGUUAA
Messenger RNA from Guillardia theta CCMP2712, 1228 nucleotides. RefSeq lists its product as hypothetical. The record is from RefSeq and is a predicted model, not a curated record. NCBI's taxonomy places the organism in Eukaryota, Cryptophyceae, Pyrenomonadales, Geminigeraceae. Bases 17 to 1228 code for a protein of 403 amino acids. The transcript is spliced from 4 exons.